Molecule: messenger RNA, 3721 nt
Organism: Anguilla anguilla (European eel)
Lineage: Eukaryota; Metazoa; Chordata; Actinopteri; Anguilliformes; Anguillidae
Gene: znf76
Product: zinc finger protein 76
Exons: 14
Coding region: 1922-3667 (581 amino acids)
Biological process (GO): regulation of transcription by RNA polymerase II
Cellular component (GO): transcription regulator complex; PcG protein complex
Molecular function (GO): RNA polymerase II cis-regulatory region sequence-specific DNA binding; DNA-binding transcription factor activity, RNA polymerase II-specific
Source: RefSeq, a predicted model, not a curated record
GAUGAAAGUGAAUGACAAAACACCCGUGAUCGCGAAAAAGUGAGGGAGCGAACGGCUUCUGUCCCCAAAUGCUAGAAUCGUGCAUAAACUAAUGCAAUGUGGUGGACAAGGCCUAAUAGCAAGCUAGCUAACUAUCAACAUUCAGUUCCCUAUGCUAGCUAUAGCUUUUAGCAGUACAGCUUGCUGUAUAACGAUGGCUAGCUAAGAUAACACAAAGCAGACACCUUGCUAGCUAAUGUAAGAUAACACCGUUAUAGACAAAAUAUGAAAUCGAUUAAAAACUACGCUAGCUAGUAACUUUGAGUUUAGGCCGAUCUUUAGCUGCUAGGUAGAUAGCCAUCUAACGUCGUUAGACAAAGCGCAGUAGGCGAACACAUUAGGCAGCUAGCCAGUUAGCGAUGUGCUAGUUUAGUCAUGGAGCCAAGUUUGCUAUCCAGAACAAAUGGAGCAGUGUAUGAAGUGUGGUUAGCCUCAGCUUUUUAUGUAACGUUACAUACCCUAGUUUAUAAGCAAAGCUGUGAAAGUAAAAACUAUGAAGUCCCCUUCUUGUCCAGGGACAGUUGACUAACGUUAACUUGCUAUGGCCAAUGUUAGCAAGAAUAGAUGGAUAAGGAUCAUCUUAUGACAAUGAGCUAGCUAGCCACGCAGCCUGGUGAAGCAAUACAUUACAAGCUAACUAGCUGGAUUGAAUAUUUCGCUAGUAGCUUGUUAGCCAGCCAGCAAGCUGCAGUGCUAUUGUUGACUCCUGAUUAGUGUGUUGUUGUCUAACGUCAAAUGUUUCAUUUUACUGUUGGUAACUUAAGCGUGAACAGACUCCACCAUUACCAGAAAGUAUUGUGCUUGUGGUCAUUACUUCCUUGCCCCAAAUAUGUGGUUUAGCUCAUACACAUGAAGUCUGUAAUCACCUGCACUCAUCUCGAAAUGUUUUUGUAAGCAUGGCUGUAACUAGGGUGCGCCUGACAUUUUAGAAACACUGAUGUUUCUCAUAUUGAAUAAGUGUUUGUAUUUCGCAAUCUGACCAGGUGACUCCGAACAAUAAUGGUAACGUUCGAUACACCCCAGAUAACGCCUUUCAAAAACCAUCUUUUAUAUUAGUCAGAUAUUAAUCCGCUAUACGUUUCAGUUUUAUUGCAACGCAUACUUUGUAAUCGGAAUGUACCAUGCAAUAUAUCAAUAGCCUAUUGGCCUACAAUUUUCUAUGUGAAUUUAGCAUAAUUAUAAGUGGUGCAACGGUAGAAUACGACAUGGUGAAUAUGAUCAGUAUAACUCAUUUGUAUUAUACAAAUACACACAGAAUAAUCUGUUUACUGAGGAAGACCUAUUAUUAAUGCAUUCCAACAGAUAAUAGCAUCUACGUGGUGCCAUGAUAUAAAUAUGAACGUUAAUUCUACCAUGAUGCAUAUAUAUGAGGUAUUUUAAAAUAUUUUUCAUAUCUUCAUAUAUCGUAUAUAAUUGCAUUUGCAUAUCUCAUUAGAACAGACCAUAGACAGCUUCAAGAGAUUACAAAACUCAAGGGGAACAUUUAUCAGUGUAUUCUUAUACCUGUUCUCUUUGGGCCAUUUACUUUUGCUUUAUAUGCACAACUCUAUCUUUUUAUGGAGUUCAUUUAAAAGUACUUGUUGACAGCAUCCAGAAACAUUAAUAUCAUAAAGUGCAACGAGAUAUACCCCAGAGUAAGAUUGUUGUAUGGUAAACAAGCAUAUUCUUUCCCCAGUUUCGCACUGUGGCAGCUCUUUAAAGUUGGCUUUUUUGUUGUUGUAAAAUACCUGGAUGGAAUUACUCUAUAGUGUGUGCAGGAGGGAUUCAAAAGCAUUUCAUAAGCCACAGUGUGUUGGGAUACAGUAUGCCGAUCCUUCUCCAUGGUGGUUGAAACAGGUGACAGGAUCUGUUGUGUAACAGGAGCUUUGGCCUUAGAUGAAGAAUGGAGAGUCUAGGCCUACAGGCUGUGGCUCUUAGUGAUGGCUCCACCGCGUACAUCCAGCAGGCUAUCAAAGAUGGGAGUCUGGUCGAAGGGGACACCGUCCAAUUGGAGGAUGGAACCACUGCGUACAUCCAGCAGGUCACAGUUCAGCAGAAAGAUCCCUUGCCCUUUGAAGAUGGCCAGGCAGUGCAGUUGGAGGAUGGGACCACAGCCUAUAUUCACCACACACCGAAAGAUGGUUACGACCCUAACGCGGUGGAGGCAGUGCAGCUGGAGGAUGGGAGCACGGCCUACAUCCACCACCCCUCAGGGCUGCAUGCGGGCGGCACCAUCCUCACUGUGCAGGCAGGGGGCGCUUUAGAGGAGCUGGCCGGUGACGACCCAGUGGAAAACGACACCAUCUCAACACUGGAGCAGUACGCCAAGAUCGUGGAGUCUGAGGCUGACAUGGAGGAGAUCAACAGCAAUGGACUCCAGAAGAUGGACUCAAGGGUGCAGCACGCCACUGUGCAGGUGAUGUUUGAGGGGAAGUCGUGGGGCUCCUCCAAGGCGUCGCAGGCGGUGGAGAAGAGUUUCCGGUGCGACUUCGAGGGCUGCGGACGCCUGUACACCACUGCCCACCAUCUCAAGGUGCACGAGCGCGCCCACACGGGCGACCGGCCGUACAGGUGCGAGGUGCCGUCCUGCGGGAAGGCCUUCGCCACGGGCUACGGGCUUAAGAGCCACCUGCGCACGCACACGGGGGAGAAGCCCUACAAGUGUCCCGAGGACAUGUGCUACAAGGCCUUCAAGACGUCGGGGGACCUGCAGAAGCACGUCCGCACGCACACGGGGGAGAAGCCCUUUAAGUGCCCGUUCGAAGGCUGCGGGCGCUCUUUCACCACCUCCAACAUACGCAAGGUGCACAUCCGCACCCACACAGGCGAGCGGCCCUACAUGUGCUCCGAGCCGGGCUGCGGGAGGGGCUUCGCCAGCGCCACCAACUACAAGAAUCACAUGAGGAUCCACACCGGCGAGAAGCCGUACGUGUGCACGGUGCCUGGCUGCGGGAAGCGCUUCACCGAGUACUCCAGCCUGUACAAGCACCACGUGGUCCACACGCACUGCAAGCCCUACACCUGCAACCACUGCGGCAAGACCUACCGGCAGACCUCCACGCUGGCCAUGCACAAGCGCACCACGCACGGGGACUUCGAGGCCACCGAGGAGGGUGAGCACGUCCUGACUGAGGAGCUGGAGUCGCUGGACCCUCCCCUAAAACGCUCCAGAGUGGCUUACCUGGAGGGGGCGGACCCCAAGGAGGAGGACACCCAUGUCACCAUGGUGACGGAGGACACCAUCGGCUCCCAGGUGGCCCUGAUCACGCAAGAUCGGCCGCAGCAGGUCAGCCUGUCCCACGAAGAGCUGCAUGUGCUGGGCACAGCCAUCACCAUGGUGACGCAGGACGGCACCACCAUCACUGUGCCCGCCCACCAGGAGGACGUGGACGGCAUGGGGGAGCACACCGUCACUAUGAUCACGGGAGACGGCAAGGAGAUGCAGCCGGUUGCCAUAGUGUCGUCAGAGAGUCUUAUGACUGGAAGCUCACAAAUGUCCAACCCACAUUACCAGCAGGUGGCACUGUUGGCCACUGCCAACGGCACUCAGAUUGCUGUACAGCUGGAGGAGCAGCAGACUCUGGAGGAGGCCAUCAGCAUGGCCACUGCAGCCAUCCAGCAUGGGGUCUCCUCGGAGGCAGGGUGCUGAGGGAGGCCCAUGCACUGCACCCCCAGGAUCUUAUGAACUAUUGACUGGACCCCC